This is a messenger RNA of Prorocentrum cordatum, 758 nucleotides long. The record is from the annotation of a GenBank genome assembly. Lineage: Eukaryota; Dinophyceae; Prorocentrales; Prorocentraceae.
AGAUCACCCUGGACCCCUUUUUGAUCCCCGUCAUCAUUCUUUCCAUGAUCGUCGCACGGUGCACCGCGUCCUUCCUCGGCUCCAAGGGCCUGUACCACGAGCUGAUAGAGGUCCAGUCGCUUCCGUUCCUGGCCGAGCAUGAGCACUGGCGCCAGAGGCACUGGGUGGCUGGCGACAUCCUCAAGGAGGAUGUGCGCCGCGCCCGCCACUUCGAGUCCGCCCCCGCGAGGGGGCGGCACGAUCACGAGUCCGCGGACGACGCCGAGUUCGGCCUCCGCCCGCAGACGCGCCAGUCGAGCCACGCCAGCGGCGCCGACGGCGGGCUCAGCUUCGACGAGAGUGUGGCGACGGACGCCAGUAACGCCUCCGCCGAUCCUGUGUCCGAGUGCAUCCUCAUCCAUGUCCGGCGGUACGCCACAGUGCAGGAGGCCUGGGAGGCUCUUUCGAGGUGCCUCCCUGGCGAUUCACAGCCCACGGUGAACGGCUUCCCCGUCGUCGAGGCACGCGAGACAUCGCGAUUUUCAGGGCCGAACACAAAGGACGACGGGAAACUCUGCGGGCUGGUCACGCGCCCGUCGCUGGAGGCACUGCUGCCGCGGGCUGCGGGAGGCAGUGGCGGCUUGGACGCUCGCAGCCAGCCGUUGACAGGCCCACGGUCUUCGACGCAGGGUGGCCCGGCCGGCGUGGGCAGGGUGAUGGACCGCGCCCCUUUCGCGGACAGCGGCGCCCUCAUGGCUACUGGGGGCGCGUACCUCUAA